Messenger RNA from Paramecium sonneborni, 318 nucleotides. NCBI's taxonomy places the organism in Eukaryota, Ciliophora, Oligohymenophorea, Peniculida, Parameciidae. The record is from the annotation of a GenBank genome assembly.
CAUAAAUAUAAAGAAUAAUGAAAACAAACAAUGAAUUUAAAUCCAUCUAUGAUAUUGUCAAAAGAUUUAAUUUCUCUAAUAAGCAAGCAUUAACAUUAAAACAAGAGGUUCUGCAACAGUUAGAAUAGAAAUUCAGAAAAACCAUUGAAUUUAGAAUCAAAUCUUAAUCGAUGCAUGCAAUUCACUCUAUUCAUUCAAGUUCUGUUUCAACAUAAAGGCAUAGAUAACUUUCAUUCAAAAUAACGAGAUAAAAACCUCAAAUGUUUUUUAGAAAUCAAUCAUUAGUAUCUUUACUUAAAAAAACAAACAAUCUGUGAC